CAUUUUCAAAAUUUACUCUCACACAGCCAACACAAACCAUUAUCUUCCUCUUUUAAAUUCUCAGUUUACAGAGACAAUUUGACAUUCAAUUGAAUUGUGCUCGUCCAACGAAAAAGCCAAUUUCAUAGAAACAAAAAUGGCAUUCUUAAACCUAGUUAAUAACCUUUCGAAUAUUGGCAAUUUUGGAGCUAGAAUUGCUAGGAAUAGGGUUGUUUCAGCUGUUGGGCCAAGAUUUAUUCAGCAGGCAAGUUCGAAGCAGGAGGCAGCAUGUGACAACGCAAAGGUGGCUGUCAAAGAAGGAGCUAAUGAAGCAAAGAAGACAGGUGAAAACGUAAAAGAUAUGGCUGGCAAGGCAUCGGAUGCAGCCCAAGAAAUGACUGCCAAAGCAAAGCAAAGUGCGCAAAACACAUGGGAUUCAGCCAAGGAGACAGCUCAAAAGGCUAAAGACACAGUGCUAGGAAAGGCCGAUGAAUCAAAGGAAGCUAUUAAAGAAAAUGCAGAAAAAAUAAAGCAAAGCAUCAACACCAAAAACUGAUUAUUCAUUCAUUCCAAAAGUUUGAAAGACGAUUAAAAUAAACAGGCCAACAAGCCGAUUAGUUGGUGCACCAAAGUCUUUCUUUGGAACCCUCUUUGUUCUUUUUUUUCUCCUGUUUUUGGCUGUUUUCAUUGCCACUUGUCCUCGCUCUAUGGAUUAUCGUUAUGUGCGACAUCAAUUCAUGUGUGAUUGAUUGAUGGAAAGGCUGCUGUAAGCCUCGCAUGAGGAGUGAUCGAUUCGUUCAUGGCACAUAGCAUGAGAUCCCAAUGGGUAUAUAAUUAAACAAUAAAUCCCAGACUGGGAUUUUGGUUUUUAUUUUGCAUUUCGGUUUGUCCUUGUUGUUCUUCAUCUCCCCACUUCUCUGUCAUCGCAUGCGUUUACGCUUCGGUUUAGUUGUCUCUUUGUUUCCAUUGUUUUCCAUCUUGUCCACCAUUGUCAUGGAUUUCCUUCUUUCUUGUCCUAAUUUGAUAU
Durio zibethinus is the source of this 1006-nucleotide messenger RNA. Lineage: Eukaryota; Viridiplantae; Streptophyta; Magnoliopsida; Malvales; Malvaceae. The record is from RefSeq and is a predicted model, not a curated record.